UCUCCGUCUCUAUCACGGCUUCCACGCCUUCAAUCCCUUGACAGCCUUCCUGCCGUUGCAGACCCCCGACCGGACCCAAGACCGAAGCUUCUCAUAGCAUACGCUCAUGGCGUGGUGCAGUUGAUGAGAAACGAGAAUGAUAUGUCUCCAAUCGUCGCUCGAUUUCCGCAGCUCACAGUAACAUGUGCACGGUGGUGCCCCAAUGGGAACUUCUUCGCUGUGACAGGACAACAACUGGACAUGCCCGCUCAGGAAAAUUGUGUUGUGCAUAUAGUCACUGCCUUUGGAGUGAAAUUAACAUCGCUGCAAAUGCAUUGCUCCUCGUUAACCGGUUGCUCAUGGGAUCCGACAGGAGUCAAACUAGCUCUGUCCUCAGAAAACUUAUUAUGGUUUGCAAAUGUUCGCCCACGAUACAAAUGGGGCUAUUGUGGUCACACAAUUGUGUACUCAUAUGAGAAAGCGGAGCGUGGCGACUACCGAGUGGUCUUUUACGAAUCGAAAUUAGAUGAGUCCUAUUCGAAACCGGUUCGACAAUUGGAACAGCUUGCUACUGGUAGUGAUUAUUGUGUUAUAGCUAAUCGACAAGAAGAUUCACUCGGG
Ostertagia ostertagi is the source of this 600-nucleotide messenger RNA. NCBI's taxonomy places the organism in Eukaryota, Metazoa, Nematoda, Chromadorea, Rhabditida, Trichostrongylidae. The record is from the annotation of a GenBank genome assembly.